Molecule: messenger RNA, 1636 nt
Organism: Arachis duranensis
Lineage: Eukaryota; Viridiplantae; Streptophyta; Magnoliopsida; Fabales; Fabaceae
Product: pathogenesis-related genes transcriptional activator PTI6
Exons: 1
Coding region: 436-1281 (281 amino acids)
Biological process (GO): regulation of DNA-templated transcription
Molecular function (GO): DNA binding; DNA-binding transcription factor activity
Source: RefSeq, a predicted model, not a curated record
UACCUUUCUGACCUUGCUCUUCUCUUUCUUUCCAUUCAUUUCUUCUCUUCAUUUCCCUUUCUCUUUUCCUUCUCUUCCCUUCACUCCACACUCCUAACUGCUAAUUACUAAACUACCACCUCUACCUUCCCGCCAAUUCUGAUCACAAGCUUCCAACCUCACCUCUUUUUCUCUCACUAAACCACCCCUCACAAGGGUGGUGGUGUGUUGAGAUUAUACAAAAUACCAAGAUUGUUUUUUUUUUCUCUCUCCUUUUUUCCCCUUCUUUUUCUUCUCCAUCAACACCAAAAAUCAUUUCUUCUUUCCACUUCUUCAUGCUCCCAAACAACACAACUACCAAAACAUCUUCAAUUUAUUUCUUUUCAUUUCUACAACCUUCACAAAGAAAAGCUUGAAACCGUUUCUUCUCUUAUUUUUUUACUCUCUCUCACUCUCAUGUCCGCACACUCCACCCUGAAGCUUCAGAAUCUCGCAAUAAGAAGCUCAAGCUUCGAUUUUGAAGGCGACCCACCAUGCAAAACAGCAAAAAGGCUUCGAUCGAAGAAGCUCCUUCGAAUCAUACUCACCGAUCCCGACGCCACCGAUUCAGAAUCUUCCAACGAUGAAGCAGAGGAGCAAACCCCAUCACCGAGGGUAAAAAGGGAAAUUAUCACUCACAUAAUGACCCCUCGGCUUCACUCUUCGCAUUCUUCUUCUCCAACCGCAUCUUCAUCACCUUCUCCUUCAAUCGGUUCGGGUCAAAACCAUGUUGACCGGAACCGGUUCAAGAGGAAAAUAAAACGCACCAUUUCUGGCUCUGGAAGGUUCCGUGGCGUUCGUCAGAGACCGUGGGGGCGGUGGACGGCAGAGAUUCGUGACCCGAACCGAAGAAAACGGGUUUGGUUGGGCACUUUUGACACGGCGGAGGAGGCUGCCGCUGUUUACGACGCCGCGGCAGUUAAGUUCAAGGGUCCCGGCGCAGCUAUUAACUUUCCUCGUGGCGAUUCGGAAGUUUCCGGCGAGAGUUUUGCGGUGGUUUCCGGUGAGGGUUUUGUGGCGGUUUCUGGGAGCAGAGGGGGUUUUGCCUCUCCGACUUCGGUCCUUGCUUACGAUGACGGCGUUGUUGGUGGUUGCGAGACGACGCCGUUUGAGGGUCUCCGUUACGGCGAUGUGGAUGCUUUCGGUUUUGACAUUGACGUGCCGUUAAGUUUGAUGGGCGUUAACUCGGUAUUGACUCAGCGGUUUGGGAAGGAAGAGUUCGGCGAGUUAGACCCGGAAGAUUUCCUGACGUGGCCUGAAUAGGGGAGGGGGCUUUUUCGUCUUUUUGAAGGGAUUGUGAUUUCUAUAGCGUUAUACUUGUGCUUGUUGGAAUUCCGAAACUGCCCUUCGCAGAGCAAUAGAUGACUAGAAGAAGAAACUAUUUUUGUCCUAAUGUCAAUUUGUAAUUAAUUUAGUUAUUAUUGUAUAAAGGAAAAUGAGUUAAGUGAACAGAAGGAAAAGAAAAAUAUGUAAUCAAGUGAGUAAGGGACUAUGCAAGAUAUAUAUAGUUUGAGUAAGAAUUAUAGUGUAAAAAAUUAUAUAAUUGUUACUAUUAAUUUUGGCAUAUAUUAUUAUGUUACAUGCAUGAUCCAAGCUGGUAAGGGACAAAGUUAUAUGA